AUGGCAAGCGGAGAAAACAACCCUGAUGCUCUACCUAUAAAUAUUCCAUCACGUCAAAGACAAAAUAGAACAGGAAACAAUUUGAUAAACGUAGCAUUUUCUCUAGCAGGACUGAUUCAAAAUCCAGGAUCAUCUUCAAUUCAAAGUUAUAACACAACAUCAUCUUUACAUCUUAGCUUCCCUACAAAUUAUGGGGUUUUGUUAAAUUCUGUUGAAGAUCAUAAGAAAUAUCCAAUGAAAAUUUCUGAGCAUACUCCUAUCAUUCGAAAAGAAACGAUCGCUUAUUGUCUUGGUAGGAGAUUCAUUAUACGCGACCUUCCCAGAUAUUAUCGCAUGGAUGCGCCAUGUUUGGUAAAUUUUAUGAUAAUCGAUGGAUUCGCGAAACAUGAAAAGCCUGGUAGUUUAAUUGAUCCCAUGGAAACCAAAUUUCUCCCUUCCCGAUGGUACAAUGUACUAAUGAGCUUUGGUUUAAUCAUGGCUGGAUUUACG
Funneliformis geosporum is the source of this 489-nucleotide messenger RNA. Lineage: Eukaryota; Fungi; Glomeromycota; Glomeromycetes; Glomerales; Glomeraceae. The record is from the annotation of a GenBank genome assembly.